CACACGAAGUGAUUCUUUUUAAAACGGUCUAUUUCCCCAGUUUUUGUGCGCGUGUAUACGUGCCUGCAGCUCCAUAAAGGCUGCAGCACCGGUGGCACCCAGAAGUGAACAAAGCGACCCGGAAGCGUUGUUCGAACUGGAGGCAGGCAGAAAGAACAACCAGCCUUUUUUUUCCUCUCCUUUUUCUUUUUUUUUGGUGUAUAUGAAAGCUGUGCUCGCAAGACAAUACCUGCAAUCAGAACCAAAGGAUGGCAGAGCCUCGAUUUAACAACCCUUAUUUUUGGCCACCACCGCCAUCCAUGCCUGGGCAGUCAUUUGUCCUGGAAGAAUCACAUGUAAACACAGUGUCAGUUUUCUGUUGAGCACGACCCGUUAACGCUUUCAGCUGGAUAACCUGGUACUCAUCAACAAGAUCAAGGAGCAACUGAUGGCCGAGAAGAUCCGACCCCUGCAUAUGCCACCUACCUCCACCCCUUCCCAGCAACCUUUGUUGGUGCCCACCUCAUCCUCGGAAGAUGCCGGCUCCCAGCAUGGCAUGCCGGGUCCCAAGCCACAGCUGCCGGGCCAACACCCGCCGCAGCAGUCUGAUAUCACUCUCCAAGCUCGUUCAGGUUCCAGCUCUGGACCAGAUGGAAGUAUGGACGAGAAGUUGGCUGUGAAGGCUAAAGGGUUAUGGGAGGACUGGCACAUGAGGGCCCUGAGUGAGCAGCACGCCCGCGCCAACCAUCGCUCAGGUCCAGCUCCUUCAUCUCGACCCGAAAGCCACAGCACCUCCGAGGCCCAAACCCCCACGACGCCAACCUCCAGCAGCCAAAACCGCAUGGGGGGCGCCCCCUCUCUCAACAUUAUCUCCGGGUUGGCGAGUGGUCCUGGCAUGGACCACAUGAAGGUUGGAGGCCUGGCAGGACUGUUGGGCCCCCCACCCAAGGCAACACGCGGGCGAAAGAAGAUUAAAGCUGAGAACGCGUCGGGUCCUUUGCUGGUGGUCCCUUAUCCUAUUCUAGCAGACCAAGGCUGUGUCACCGUGGCACCCAAAGAGGGCAAAACGUACAGGUGCAAAGUGUGCCCACUCACCUUCCUGACCAAGUCCGAGAUGCAGAUCCACUCUAAGUCUCACACGGAGGCCAAAGCACACAAGUGUCCCCACUGUUCCAAGACAUUCGCCAACGCCUCGUACCUGGCCCAGCACCUGCGUAUCCACCUGGACAUUAAACCGUAUCACUGCUCCUACUGCGACAACUCUUUCCGCCAGCUCUCACAUCUGCAGCAGCACACCAGAAUCCACACCGGCGACCGGCCUUAUAAAUGCGCUCACUCCGGAUGUGAAAAAGCUUUUACGCAGCUGUCCAAUCUCCAGUCUCACCAGAGGCAACACAAUAAAGACAAGCCGUACAAAUGUCCCAACUGCUACCGUUCCUACGCCGACUCGGCGUCGUUGCAGAUCCAUUUGUCGGCGCACGCCAUCAAAAACGCCAAGGCCUAUUGCUGUAGCAUGUGUGGCCGGGCGUACACCUCGGAGACCUACCUUAUGAAGCACAUGUCCAAACACACGGUGGUGGAACACCUAGUGAGCCACCAGUCCCCUCAGAGGACCGAGUCCCCCACCAUCCCCAUACGGAUAUCCCUUAUCUGAGCUGCCUGGCGCAGUGUAUCGGAUCUGUUCAGGGUCCAUGUUGGGCGCAAGCCUCACAGGCCCCGCACCUGCGGUUAUCUACGUAAGGCUUACAAUAGCAUUAUGACAGCCGACGUAUGCGUUCAGUGCUCGAGUCUGCAACAAGGGGGCGCCAUUUAGUGAAUGUAACAAUACCGGGAGAUGUUGUCCUGAGGACAGGGGAGUGGCGAAGACGGUCUUGCGUCAGAUUUAAUCAGCACUUUCGUAAGCGUCAUGGAAACGGCCUGCACCUGUUUUUGUAAAGAGCAGAUGAUUCUUUAUGGAUCAGAUAAUUUUUUUUUUCUUCAUCCUUCUCUGUUUGAUGGGAUUUGUCGGUGUGCCGGAUAAUUAAUUCCUCUCCCAGAAAAAGAAUUGAUCAAGUUGUCAAAAUGUUUGCUGGGUGUGUUCUGGAGACAUCCAAAGAGAAUCUUGAAGCACUUUGUAGGUCUCGUUGCUUUGGCCCAAAUUGUUGAAAUCUAAUUGGUUGGCACAACGCCAAAGGGCAUUCUUUAUCGGUGGCAGCUAGGAGCAGUGACGGACGGUGUCGAGAGAAGAAAACAAAACGAAACGGGCUACUGUGUUACCGUUGUUUGUUUCACUCACAUGGUUGUUCAAGAACACGCUGACAGGGUUGUUGAAAUUUCGAGAGGCAAUCAUAGAUGACAAUGAUGGCAUUUAUUGAUUGUAUUGUUUUAUGAAUGCGAGGAAGGAAGGAGUACAGACGCAUAAAAGGGAAGCAAAGUUCUCACCUGUGCCUCAAUCCUUCAACUCCCUCUUUGAUGGCACCUUGGUGAUCACGUCACAUGAUCACGGGAACACCGCUUUUCAUAAAUGGACACCCCUCCCACACGCCAAUCUUUAAAUAUAAGGCUUUACAAGUAUUACUUGCUGUACACUUAAAUAGGUGCAAGGUCGGAUCAGCCGUUAGCGUUACCACCCUUUCUAAAACAAUCUAGAUACAAAUGAAUCAAGGCUACACUUAGUGUAAGUUUUACAUGAGUAGCGAGCAUUAACUCCAACCAUUGGACCAAAGUGUACAGUAUUGAGUAAGGCUUUUGUCAAAAGCUUCAACACGAAAGGAAUGAACCGCAAGAUAAACAUCCACGACGCUUGCAGUUUGUCCGGAACGUCUUCACUGCGCUUCACUUUUCCCACAUUUUACGAUACUGUACAGCUUUAUUACAAAUUUGAAUCCCUUCCUUUUGUUCUUCAAUUCUACACCCAUAAUGACAACACCUUUUUUUGAUUUUGACCUUGUCGAAAUCAUCUUUUGCUCAGUUCUGACUAGUCUCCCCGCUAUUUCCGCUGAAAAGGCAUUUGCAAUGGCAAGUAGAGAUUUGGGUGCAGUUGGCACACUCUGACGGCGACGGUCAUAGCCACUCUGUAGUAAGACCCACCAUUCGGAAACGUUGCUUUACCGAACUGAGAAUGGAACUAAUCGGUUCAUGAAGCCAUUCAAUCAUCUCGUUCACUCCAAAGAUUUUUUUUUUUAAUUCAAAGGAGAUGUUGAAAUCGAAGCGGUGUCGAAAUCUCUGCCGCUAUCAGAAAAUGUUGGGGCAAUGGCAGACUUGAACUAAAGUGGGAAUUUUUCAUUCCAGCAGGCACGCAUGCGCACCACUUGCAGUAUGUAAAACCCCCGUUUGGGGAAAAGGGGGUACAGACCUGCGUACAUGCAUUUUUUUCAUAAAUACUGAAUUUAGCUUUCUAAAAAAUGUUCAUUAUUAUGAGGUGCUGUGUGUGGACAUUUUUUUUAGGAGUGGAGGGGGCGAUUUUGGAAUAAGGUAAAAUAGAAAAAAGUCAAGUGCAGUGAACACGAUUCAAAAUGUAUUGUACAUGCCAAUAUUCUUGACGCCUUCAUUUCAAAAAACGUUUUUUUAAAAGAAUACACGUUCUCUCGUGUAGUAUUUGGACAGCAACACGGUAUUGUUCGUUUUGUUUCCGUUGUACUUCUCAAACCACUUGAUGGUACAAAAUGGGGUACGCUGUAUCCUUCAGGGCACUUGUGAAAAGGUGCGACGGCGAAGCGUCACGUCCGAGUAGGAACUGUGAAUGGUGUAUAUAAAUAAACAGUAAAGGAAAAUAAAUGUCCAAGUGGAAGAAUCGAGUCACUCGCCUGGGCAAGUUUUGACAUUUACAACCAACAACAAACCCUGCCUCUUCAACAUAACUCUCUUUUGGAGAUAAUGGGCAGAAUGUUCCUGUUCCUGUACUGUAUAACACCGUAGUCAUUUAUAAUAUCUAUUUUUAAAGGUUGAAUAAAGACUGUCUGUUUGGAGAAGGAAAAACGAUUACCUUUGUAUGUUAUUAAUCUUUUAUAUCGAUUAUUUGACAUGUAAGCCUUAACUGUUUUCUCAUCCCAUCUCCAUUAUUCUGUAUUGUGUUCUGCAGUAUUCAGUCCUGUAAACAUUUGUUUUUUUUUUCUUGUUCCCUCAUGCAUGGAGCUGUAAUCUGUAUGAUAACUGUCUAACUUGAGUUCUCAAUGGGAAAAAAAAAAUGAUUGGGGAGGUUUAUGAAACUUUUUUUCCCCCGUCUUGCAUUGUGGCUUCAGAUACUGUUUCGAGACAACUAAAUAUGCACAAUCAAGACUGAAAAGGGUUAGCGGUGUUCAAACUUAAAAAGUACAAGAAAAAAAAAACCCAAAAAAGCUUUGUAUCUUUACCUUGUUUAAUAAAAGAGACCGUUUAAAA
Messenger RNA from Hippocampus zosterae (dwarf seahorse), 4338 nucleotides. It is a transcript of the gene znf362b, whose product is annotated as zinc finger protein 362b. Gene Ontology annotation, biological process: negative regulation of transcription by RNA polymerase II. NCBI's taxonomy places the organism in Eukaryota, Metazoa, Chordata, Actinopteri, Syngnathiformes, Syngnathidae. The transcript has 9 exons. The record is from RefSeq and is a predicted model, not a curated record. Gene Ontology annotation, molecular function: DNA-binding transcription repressor activity, RNA polymerase II-specific; RNA polymerase II cis-regulatory region sequence-specific DNA binding. The coding region runs from base 428 to 1633 and encodes 401 amino acids. Gene Ontology annotation, cellular component: nucleus.